Elgaria multicarinata webbii is the source of this 8368-nucleotide messenger RNA. RefSeq names its product low density lipoprotein receptor class A domain containing 4 (gene LDLRAD4). The record is from RefSeq and is a predicted model, not a curated record. Gene Ontology annotation, cellular component: early endosome membrane; Golgi membrane. The transcript has 8 exons. Bases 757 to 1800 code for a protein of 347 amino acids. Gene Ontology annotation, molecular function: R-SMAD binding. Lineage: Eukaryota; Metazoa; Chordata; Lepidosauria; Squamata; Anguidae. Gene Ontology annotation, biological process: negative regulation of transforming growth factor beta receptor signaling pathway.
CUGGGAAUGAGUUGGAAGCAGACACAGCCUCAGCGCGCAGAUCUCGCCUGCUGGAGGCAGACAGACAGACAGACAGACACGGGGGAGGGAAGGAGGCGGAUAAAAGAGACUUCAUCUGCUCUGCAUAAGGAAAAGUCCCCCCCCCCCGGUGCUUCUGGGGCGGCAUGUAGGGCUCGCAGGAAGGCAAGAAUACUUGCUAUUUCACACUCAGCUCCAGGGCACUGAUUCCCCGUUGAACUGGUUUGAAAGGCAAACUGUGGCUCUCCUGUGUCUGUCUUGCUUACCUGAGGGGAAGGGGAAGCCCAAAGAGAACACCGAAGACAAGUGAAGAGGACAUUUGGCUGAAUCUGAAAGAAAGUGAGCAAGCAAACCAACAAUAAAAACCAAUCAUGUUCUCUGAACAGAGGAUUAGAGCUAAAUUUUGAAGGAAAAAAAAGCCCAACCCAUUUAUUUUUUUUAAAAAAUGUGUGAAAUGACUCCUUUCCUUUUCUUGGACACCAUGGUCAAAAUGCUCUGGCAGGACGGUUGAGGCACCAGAUUUGCCCUUUCUAUUUGAAUUUGACGCGCAUCCGUAUUACUUAGGGCUCAAAAGACCUGGGAACAGGUGGGAAUUGGAUUAUGUCAAAUGCUGGACUGGAGGGAAGAAAUGGACAUUGAUAGGCGAAGAUGGAAGUAACUUGACAGCUUCAACCCUAGAAGUUGCCUUUGGAAAGGACAGCUUAAGACUGGAAUCACACGUUUUACGGGGAGAACAGUAUGCAGGAAGCUGGUUUCCAGGCCACAAAUGCUUUCACAGAAAAUUCCAGAUGGAGUAUUGUCAACUCUAGGAACUUCACAUUGUAUAGUGAUGUGGAUCACUGUCAAAAUCUUAUGGGUCAGAAACAAGAAGUGGACUCACAACAUGAUGAGUGCAAAUUCACCUGCACCAGCGGCAAAUGCUUGUAUCUUGGCUCACUGGUUUGUAACCAACAAAAUGAUUGUGGGGAUAAUAGUGAUGAAGAGAACUGCCUGCUUGUAACAGAGCAUCCACCUCCAAGCAUCUUCAGCUCGGAACUAGAGUUUGUUCAGAUUAUCAUCAUAAUUGUGGUGAUAACUGUUAUGAUAGUAGUGAUCAUCUGCUUGCUGAACCAUUAUAAAGUAUCAACACGAUCCUUCAUCAAUCGGCAGAGCCAAAGUAGAAGGCAAGAGGAAUCCUUACAACCGGACCGCUGUUUGUGGCCUUCUGACAGCUCGUCUUCACGUCAGGGAGCUUCUGAGAUUAUGUACGCCCCACGGUCCAGAGACAGGUUUACGGCUCCAUCCUUUAUGCAGAGGGAACAUUUCAGUCGCUUCCAGCCAACCUACCCAUACAUGCAGCAUGAGAUUGACCUUCCUCCUACCAUCUCCCUCUCUGAUGGUGAAGAGCCACCACCCUACCAAGGGCCAUGCACACUGCAGCUUCGGGACCCAGAACAACAGAUGGAACUCAACAGAGAAUCUGUGAGAGCACCACCCAACAGGACUAUAUUUGACAGCGACUUGAUAGACAUUUCAAUGUACAAUGGGGGCCCUUGCCCACCAAGCAGCAAUUCGGGCAUAAGUGCAACUAAUUAUAGCAGUAAUGGAAGGAUGGAAGGACCACCCCCGACUUACAGUGAGGUCAUGGGGCAUUACCCAGGUUCCUCUUUUUUCCAUCACCAGCAAAGCAAUGCACCUCCUUCGUCACAGAGGGGGAGCAGACUUCUGUUUCAGCAGAACAAUUCGGAGAGCACAAUAGUCCCUGUUAAAGGCAAAGACAGGAAACCAGGAAACCUCGUCUAGGUUCCUCUUCCAUGUGCACUUGAAGAGAGACGGGAGAAUCAAACAGGAGCAUGAUGGAAGUUUCUAUGCCCCUGUGCACAAUAUUGUUAAGUUUCAUGUGAUGCAGUUUAGUAAAACCAAACGUGCAAAGCUGUUCUUUGUUUCUGAUUCCUUUCAGGGGAAUUGCAUGAAAAGUGGUUUGAAAUAAUUACAACCUUCCAUUCAGUUUGGCCACGAGCAGUGUUUUUUUUUUUUUUUUUUGGAAAAUAUGUUAUUAUUUUUUAAUAAUCUAUUUGAAUAUUUAAUUCUAAGAGGUAACUUAGCACAGAAAUAUGGCUUAGUCAGCCUGUUUUAUAGCAAGUGAAUGGCGAAAAGAUGAGGACAAGAAAGGGUUACUAAGUAAAUGGAGGCAAAAUUGGCCAGUUUGCUUUCCCUUCCCCCUCUUAGGGUAUGGAAUUUCUUUUUAUCUCAUUCAACAUUUUUGUUUUGUGUGCCAAGGUAUAAAGUUUGUUUAAAAAAACACACCAAGCAAACUAGAUGAAUACAAGGAGUUAAUUUGUGUUGUGAUACAAGUGUGUUAAAUUUGCACUAUCUUUAAUGUGUGUGUGUAUAUCUAUAUCUAUAAAUACAUAGAUAUAUAGAUAUAGAUAUAUAUGGGAACUGUUUUACAUGAAGUUCUUCUAUACGUUGUCUUUUCACCUGUGGAAUAACGGUUAGCCCCUAGGAACCCUCUUCAGGACUUUGCCCAGGCCUUUAUUGGAUUUAAUUGGAUCUCUCAUUUUACAUAAAUAAUAAUAAAUGACAGAAUAAUCUUAACAUGUUACCUUUUGCAAUAAUUUUGCAUAUAAAAAUCGGCAUCAACAAGUAGUCUUAGACUCAUAUGGGGUGGAAGAAAGCAAAUGUGAAAUUACAGCAGUCGCCUUCUUUAGUUGGUUUUAGCUAUAAGCCAUUUAUUUAACUAGAAGCAGACAAAAAUGCCAGCUACAUUACUUUUUUUUUGUAAUUAUAACUAUAUCUUAACUGCUUGUCGCCCCCCUUUUUUAAAUAAUGCAGUGUUGGCAGUACCUAAAGCUUUUGCAGAUUUUUAUCUUCACUGUAGCCCAUAAUAUAUUCAGUCACAUAGCCUGACAUCAUACAAUAAAUGUAUUAUGAAAUUUUUUUUGCUGUUAAAUCACUUUAUUGUUGUGGUUUUAUGUUAUCUUUUGUGUCUUAGUUCUUUAAAGACAAUGGAUCUCUGUAAGCCCCCUUCCCAGUUUCUACCAUUUCUUCAGUCAGUUUAACAGUGCUUAAGGGCACAAUCCUCUUCAUGUUUAGAUGGAAAAAAGGACUACAGCAUCCAGCAUCUCCCAGCUGGCAUGGCUGGCUGGGGCAUGCUGUGAGUUAUAGGAUUUUUUCUAUCUAAAUAUGCAUAGGAUUGCACCCUAAACGUGUUAGCUGCAGAGCCUGCACUAUUAGAAAGAUACUGGGAACAGUUCCAGAAUAUUAGUCGGUUUUUGCUAUUAGUUAGUUAGUCCCAUUUCCAUGCAUUCAUCUGAUUUCAUGUCGAGGGUGCAAGCAGUUGUGCAAUUGUUUUAGGAUCAUGCUGUUUUUAAUUGAAACUGUCUUACGUUUUUGGAAUGUCACUUUACAACUGCUCCGUUUCUGAAUCACAGCCUAAGGAAUCCAGUGAAUUCCCUCUGUAGUAUUGGUUUCUAUGCUCAGUAUCUGUAUUGCAGGUAAAAUUGGAAGGCAUUUCAAAGGAGAGUGGAUAUCUAUUCAAAAGCACACAAAGCACAAUGGGCACUUCAGAAUGCAGUUAGCAAAUGGACUUUAGAAGAAAGUAGAGAAUCUAAGAGUCUUAAUUCUAAUAUUCCUAAACAAGUUGUAGUUACAAGGUAGACCUUUCCCUUAGAAGUCCCCCUUUUCUAUGGUCUUAUGGGUAGCAUGUUGCUGACUGAAACAGCGAACAAGUGCACCAACUGUACUAUAGUAAUGUCCUGUACAGAAGCCCUUGUUCUGUUUGUUGAAGUUUGGUUUUCUAUAGGACUUCCACAAAAUGAAGUAACUUAAAUUGAAACCUGAUUGCUGAAGCGAGUCUCUGAUCUAUGCAGUGUUUUAAUGCCAAAACAGCAUGUGUGGAGUAUGUGUGCUUUAGAUGUCUCUGUGAAGAUGCUUUCCUGUGUCUAUGGUGGCUCAUGAACUUGAUGACUAGUUUGAGGAACAUUUUAACUAAUAUUUUCUAAACAUAGAACCCUGUUUUUAUAGCUAGCCAGAGCCCACUCGUGUAUUGUCCUAAAGUAGCCAUAAUUUAAAAGCUGCUCUUCUGAUUUAUGUAAUCUGCUGACUGGCAUAUCUCCUGUCUCUCAUGCAGUAACUAAAUAUCUUGCUAUAGCUUAGUUGUCUGAAACAGCCAUCACAAGUUGAGUAUCUUGGAGUUCUCAUAUGUUGUGCACACUUUUCCUUUCAAUUGAUAUACACUUAUAAAUUUAUUUAGUGCUGACAAUUUAACAAUACAGGAAUGAUGUUUGGUAAAAUGGAAUGAUAAGCUGUGCUUCAGCUGUGUUUAGGGUGAUUUCCAAGUGAGAUGUCUCUGAAUAAAAUACUUCAGAAUUAAACAGUCCGAGAUGGGAUAUAUCCUUAAAUUACAACUUGGAUUUAACUGUGUGGAUAAGAAGUCUACAUCACAUUAAAUACAUUUGUAGAGAGAUUCCCAUUGCAUAAACUGAUGAUUUAUCCAAAUUGAAGGUCUUUGAGUUUCAAUAGUGAUUAAUGGAAAUCCAGCUGUCAAACUUGAAUCUACUGGAUCAGUAAAUGGGAAAUAGGUGUUGGCAUUAGAUUACUUGGAAUCCACUUUCCCCAAAUUGUAUUGAAUAAAGGUAAUGUAUACUGGUUUUAAAUCAGCUUUUACUUUUAGCAUUUACCUGCUCAUUUGAAGAGAGUAGCCAUUACUUGUAGGUGGCUGCCACAAAUUACUGAACUUCCAUAUUUUCCCUGCUUUUAUUCAAAGGUUCUAUUACUUUGGCUCUCUUAUUUUAGAAAGCUCUAAAUUGCUCAUGCCUUAGCAGUGAGGAUUCAGAUGUCGUGCAUGAGCAAAUGCUUACCCUUGAGGCGGCCCAUUCUUUAACAUCAAGACCAAAACCUUUCUCCCUUCCAGUUACAUGUGUGUAAUUUCUAACUUAAAAGUGUGAGACUUUAAUGCUGUCCUGGAGCCUUACUGGAACAAUCUCUAUGUAGUUUGGUUGAAUGGGCUUUUUUUUUUUUUGGUGGGGGUUAGGGAGACGACAUGAUGCAUCUGAAGAUUCAGAUAUCAUCUCCUUAUGCUGCUGAACGUUUUUCAUCUUCCAGAAUUGCUGGGACUUGUAGUGGAAAGUUGCAGUUUCAUACCAGAUUCUAUAUGAGAACCAUGUUUGUUCAGCAGCUGUGAUGAGAAUUACUAGUGAGCUUAGAAGUGUGUUUAUUCUAAAGUGUUUCUUUGUACAUUCUUUAUAGUUGCUCCAACAGAUGUUUACCAUGGCAGAUAUGAGGUGAAAUUUUGAUGUGGAAUGUUCUGGGUUUUCUUUAAAUUCAAGUUUAUUUCUUCUACCAAAGCCAGCCCUGCUGUGGUGUAGGAUGACUUCUUUUACUUCAUAUCAUUUCUACAGUGGAAAUACCAUGAGCUGUAAAUAUGAAACCCUGUUCCAUGCUUUUGAGGAUCCAAAUGAAAUGCUGUGACAAUUUUAAUUCUAAUAGCAAGGCCAGCCCAAGACAUUUUGCUUCCUGAGGUGGAACAGCAAACGGUGCCCUCAAGGUCGAGGUGCAUAGGUCAAGUUAUUUUUGGCACCUGAGGCACACAAUCCUACAAGUGUUUCUUUCUCUUCCUGGCAGUAAAAAUAAAAUAAUAGAUUAAAUAACUUAACAAUCUGAUGCCCUUUCACGACACCCAAAACCAGCUGCCUGAGGCGGCCACCUCACUGUGCCUAAUGAUAGGGCUGGCCCUGUCUGAUGGCUAGCAAUACAAAACGUGCAAACUAUGUUUAGAUAAUAAAAUGAAUGUAAUAAAUCUUUCUUGUGUUUAGCAUUAUUCAAGUGGGAGCACCUUAAUUUUAUAGAAACAGACCCAAUGAUUAAACCAACCUUUGAGGAGGAGGUAGGUGCAAGCAAGCUACUCAAUUUUUAUGGACUAGUAAUUUUUUUGUACUUCUAUAUGCAAGAUUUAAAGACAUCUUUUGGACUAUAUUAUAUGAGCCUUAUCCCUUCUCAUCUUUUUGUUAGAAUGUGUGCAUUUCUGAAACCUCAAACAUCAGAUAUUAUUUAUAAGCAUAGUUCAGAAAAUGUUUUAUCUGUUUAUCUUUUUAACUAGGAUUGGCCACCUUGCACAAUCAAGAAACACUUGGGUUUUUUUUUAAAAAAAUAGCUCAGUACAGAAUAAGCUAUUUUAGGCAUUAUAGUGAUUUGGUUUAUUUUGAAAUAAAUGAGUUUUCUCAGAGUUUGUAGUGUUACAUCCCCUUUUCAAUGGAGAAAGAAGGGAAUGCACUGGUAUUAUUAAUAGAAUUAAGUUCCAAAGCUUUUUUUUAAAAAAUGUAGAUAUAUAAGAGCUCACUAUUUAAUCUCUUCUGAAUGGCUCUUCUGGGAAGGUAAAUAUCAUAGAGGUUUAUGUAGUAUUUCUGAUUGAGAACCCUGGGAGUGUUCUAGUUUCAUCCACAAAGUUCUCCUCUUGCAAAAGAGCACUCUGUUAAAAAGGGGGCUAAUGUUGGCAAUUUAAUUUAAUUGUUUUUGAUAGUCUUUAAAUAGUCUUUAAAAAGUGCACCAUGCAUGUUUACUCAAAAUUAAGUCCUAUUGAGCUCAAUGAGACUUACUAACAGGUAAGUGGUUAUAGUAUAGUAGUCUAAAUGUUACACGUUUGAGUCAAUAGGAAUUGCUUAUUUUCAUCCUGCCCCCCCAUCCCCCGGAUGUACUUUUUCAAGGGUUAGUCCACUUGUUGAAUGUUGUGUGUGAAAAUAGUUGUGUGUACUUCAUUGUCUUCUAGUUUCUUUGUACAAAAUACUGGUUUAAUAUCCUCAUGCAGUACAGGCACAGAUACAAGAUCCUUUCCCUCCAUGCCUUAACAUAAUUAUGGCAUUUUGUGUAGGAGCUGUCAAGGUCAUAUGUUUGAGAAGGAGGUAGACUACAUUGUAGAGCAUUUUGUCAUUUGUGCACUAAUUUAGGUGAAAGACUUUUGGGAUUGAAUUAAGUACCUUUCCAUCCAUCCAUCCAUCCGGUUCAUCUUUCUGAAGGCAUAUAUUGUAGCUUUCUAAGCAUUUACUAGUCCAGUAAAGAUGGUGAAAAGUACAUGUAAACAUUAAAAUAAUUACAAAAAACUCCCAAACCCACCCCAGACUAAUGUUCAUUUAGAUGCAAAAUAGUCCUUUUCCCCACCCUAUUGCCAGUUGUCAGGCUGACCUCAUUACUGGGUAGAUAGACCACCCUGUUAUUGGAUAUUCAAAGGCUUCAUGUGGUUGUUGAGACCUCUUCCGAGGCUCUUGGAAGGAGAGGUGCCAUGCUCCAACCAAAUUGGUAGUGAUCCAUUAACUGAUCCUGGCACCCCAAUACCAAUAAAGCCAAUGUAUGUAGAAAUGACUAAAGAACUGGGGGUGCACACCACCCAUUAAGCUUUGAGCCAACCCAAAUCACACACUCCUGCCUCCAGGAGAGUAGCCUUUGCAACACACCAGAACAUCACAUCCAGCCCAAUGUUUCAUUUUGGUGCAAGACACUAUCAAAUGUGUUGUACCCAUGCCAAAAAUACAUAUAAAUGACUAAGGAACUGGGGCUGUACUCCCCAAAUAAACAUUGAACCACUCCUAAUUAGACACACCUCCAUCAAAAUGUUCUUUACAGAGUAUCCUAGAACCAUGUGGGCCCAUGUCAAUAAUUGCCAAAAAUAAAGAAGGAACACCUAACACAAAGGUUAGGCAACCCCAAAUGAGACACCCCCACAAUGCCUCCACAAGAGUGUUCCCUAUGAGAUGGCAUAGAAUUGCACCCAAAGGAAGCAUUGGGCCAUUGAGCAUCUUUCCCCCUUUCCAAUAAAAGCCAGUGUGGGUAGAAAUGAAUUUGGCCACACAAGAUGCACGUAUCACUACGAUAGUGUCUUCUAUGAGAUGUUGCUUUAGAAGUAUUAGAAGGGUUUUUGUUGUUGAUGAUGAUAAAACAGUGAAAUUAUUGAAUGUUUCAAAGUUUAAAUGUUUUGAAAUGUUUUUAAAGGGGGACCCAUUUGACCCCAUAGAUUAGAAGGAGAAAUAUUGCAGUGUCAAGUGACUUUUACCUUUUCUACAUUUCUGAAAUCACCAUAGCGCACACAGGGGCUUUUCAAUAUGAACCCCACCCCCACCCCAUUUUGCUAUUUUUUAUUUAACACCCAGCCUAAAGAGUCGUACAAAGUUUGCUGACUAUUUUGUCACAUUUUGGUUGGUCCUAACUAAGAAAGACCUUCUCCUGUCGAUGUUAAGAUCUUCUUAUAAAAUUUAAUUUUAAUGGAGAAACAUAGUUGCAAACAAUUUAUAAAUAGAUCAAUUCAAUUCAAAACUCUAUUUUUCUGGCCUUUUCACUGCAAAAUUAUGAAUUGUGUUUUAAACUGCAAUCUUGGACAUUU